GCAAACGAUCACUGCCUUCUCUCUCUCUCUCUCUCUCUCUCUAUCUCUCUCUCUGGUGUUCGGUCGGUCGGCCGGUCGGUCCAAGGUGCGUCCAUGGAUUCCGAGGAAGACAUCCUGGGAAGCAACAGCGUCGAGGAUGUCGCUUGGCUGUGUUCUCUGUCGGAAUCGGAGCUCGAUCUUCUGAUGAGCUUGAAGGCGCUGGCGCUCCAACGAGCGAGGGUGAUCGGCCGGGAGCAUCUCGCCGAGAGGUUCGAUCUGAAGAUGCUCCGAGCCAUGGGGAUGAUUUUAAUGGAGCAUCUCAAAGGGAAGGUUAAGGAUUUGGAAGGAAUCCCUGGUUUGGCUGGUUCUGCCUCACAUCUAGAUACAUCCAAUUUAUUGAAGUCGAGUCUUGAGAAUGGUACGACACUUGAGGACAUAAAGGCAUGUCUGGAUACUCAUUUGAAGAAAGGACCAUUAAAGAGGCAACGCGAAGAAGUGACGCCAGAGGAGAAAAGGCAGGAUGAUGAAAUGUAGAAGUUUAUAUGACCUCAUCAAUUCGAAGGGACGAGUAGAAGAUUUUAUAAGCCCUAGAUGCUUCCUUUGUUGUUUGCACUGAUAACAUACACAACAAUACAGCAAAUCUCAGUUGUCAUUUGCUCAGCGCAUUUCUGAAGCUAUGCGGUAAAGAAACUAGUGCGGGCGAUUUUCUCAUAGCAUAUACAUUGUUAUGACUCUAAUAUAUAUGUCACAUUAAUUGAUCAAGGGUCCUUUCUGUCAUGGAUAAAGCGCAACCGUUGAAAGAACCAUCAGUCGGUGUACUCAUUGGUUAAUUCACUCUCGCCUUGUCAUAUUCUCUCCUUACUGAGAUCUCUGAGUGUGGUCGAGCUGUGACAUUCGAAGAGGUUGCUGGCAUUUACAUAAAAACCUAUAUGUUGUUGACGGAGAUGCACCUUUCUAUUCAUGUGUGUGCUAGCAUGUGCUUAUUUUUA
Syzygium oleosum is the source of this 968-nucleotide messenger RNA. RefSeq lists its product as uncharacterized. The transcript is spliced from 5 exons. Lineage: Eukaryota; Viridiplantae; Streptophyta; Magnoliopsida; Myrtales; Myrtaceae. The record is from RefSeq and is a predicted model, not a curated record. The coding region runs from base 94 to 513 and encodes 139 amino acids.